Pteropus alecto (black flying fox) is the source of this 923-nucleotide messenger RNA. RefSeq names its product inositol monophosphatase domain containing 1 (gene BPNT2). The record is from RefSeq and is a predicted model, not a curated record. Gene Ontology annotation, molecular function: 3'-nucleotidase activity. The transcript has 5 exons. Lineage: Eukaryota; Metazoa; Chordata; Mammalia; Chiroptera; Pteropodidae. Gene Ontology annotation, cellular component: endomembrane system. Gene Ontology annotation, biological process: skeletal system development; phosphatidylinositol phosphate biosynthetic process. Bases 31 to 915 code for a protein of 294 amino acids.
GCAGACGGGGGCACCGUGGACCUGCGAGAGAUGCUGGCUGUGUCGGUGCUGGCUGCCGUUCGCGGUGGCGACGAAGUGAGGCGCGUCCGCGAGAGCAAUGUCCUCCAUGAGAAGUCCAAGGGGAAGACGCGCGAGGGAGCCGAUGACAAGAUGACCAGCGGGGACGUGCUGUCAAACCGCAAGAUGUUCUACCUACUCAAGACCGCCUUCCCUAACGUUCAGAUAAAUACAGAGGAACAUGUGGAUGCAUCUGAUCAGGAGAUUAUCUUAUGGGAUCAUAAAAUUCCUGAAGACAUCCUGAAGGAAAUAGCUACCCCUAAAGAGGUACCAGCAGAAAGUGUUACUGUCUGGAUUGACCCACUCGAUGCUACACAAGAAUAUACAGAGGAUCUUCGAAAGUAUGUCACUACUAUGGUGUGUGUGGCUGUAAACGGUAAACCUGUGCUAGGAGUAAUACAUAAGCCGUUUUCUGAAUAUACAGCUUGGGCAAUGGUAGAUGGUGGGUCAAAUGUGAAAGCCCGCACUUACUACAAUGAGAAGACCCCGAGGAUCGUUGUGUCUCGCUCCCAUUCGGGAAUGGUCAAACAGGUUGCUCUUCAGACUUUCGGAAACCAGACUACAAUUAUCCCGGCUGGUGGUGCUGGUUAUAAAGUUUUAGCGCUCUUGGAUGUGCCUGAUAAAAGUCAAGAAAAAGCUGAUCUAUAUAUUCAUGUGACAUACAUAAAAAAAUGGGAUAUAUGUGCUGGCAAUGCCAUCUUAAAAGCCCUUGGGGGGCAUAUGACUACCCUGAGUGGCGAAGAAAUCAGUUACACUGGUUCUGACGGCAUCGAAGGAGGGCUCCUGGCCAGCAUCAGAAUGAACCACCAAGCUCUAGUCAGAAAACUCCCAGAUCUGGAGAAGACAGGGCAUAAAUAAGAAGCUGA